Molecule: messenger RNA, 1078 nt
Organism: Cuscuta campestris
Lineage: Eukaryota; Viridiplantae; Streptophyta; Magnoliopsida; Solanales; Convolvulaceae
Source: the annotation of a GenBank genome assembly
GUCCAAGGGUUGAUUGAAUCAGCCCUAGCGUCUCAGCAUGCCUCCUUUAGGCAAGAGAUAGAAAAGAUGGAAGCUAGGCAUAACAAGCUGAUAGAGAAAUCCGAAGAAAAACAUUGCUCCAAUCUCAAGGAGAUAAGCAAAUCAGUGGACAAAGCUCUAGAGAUCAUUUCUCUAUUGAGUAACUCUGUGAGCGACACAAUGGAGGCGUAUGCAUCUGACUGUCAUCUUCAACUCAAUGAGGUUAAUAAAAUUAAAGAGCAGAUUGCAACAGUCACAGUGAGCUUACAGAAGCAAAUGUCCUUUCUCCAGAUGGACAUUAGGUCAGCCCUGGCAGUGUCUUCAGCAAAUCAGGUAGUAACUAAAGACUGCUUGAAGGUUAUUAUUGAAAAUCAGAAGGAAGCUUUCAGACUGUUCAGACAUUUUGUCACCCCCACUGGCAAUCGCAAGAUGGAAGUAAUUGUCCAACACAACAGUCCAUCCCUGAUUUUAGAGCUCCCAAUUGAAGUCAAGCAAGGAGAACUUAUCUACAUUCCAUCGCAUCUGAACAUGACUGAUUUGAUCCUUGAAGCUCAGCAGAGCAAUCCGGAGAACUCAGCACAUCAUCUGUCUAGCUCAGGUCUAGAUGGAACAGAAGCUGUAGGAACCAUUGCAUCCCACUUCUCAAAUGAUGCCCACACAAAGGAGAGAUACUAGAACAUCAAGCACAUCAAAGAACAGUGUGGAAUGAUGCAAGGCAUUGGAAAAGAAAAGAAAGCUUAAACUCCAUAGUUGGUUCAAGGAAGAAGAAGAGGAAGCUAGAAACCAUCUAAAGUUCUAAAAUCCUGAGUUCAAACACAGCAGCCCACUUCUAGGAACAUCCGGAAGGUAUCAUAGAGAAGGUUUGGCAUUGGAAUGUUGAAGUUAGUGAGUUAAUCGUCGGAAUCGUGUUCAUCGACAUAUUCAAAAUUCUGGACAGCAACUUUCCCUUGACUUCAUGUCCGAUUUACGCUAUCUUACAUAUGUUAAAUCGAAAUACUUUCUAUACGAAAGUUAUAGCCUUACAUCUUAGGAAUCCACUGAAUCAAACGGUUUACAAUUC